CGACAAUCAAAUGGCGAGAGAAGGGUGUGUGUAAGUAGUUAACUUACCAGGUGUGUGUGACUGAGUAAGAAAGAAUGUCUGCCUCCGGGGAUGGAAAAGGAUGACAAGGCGUGAUGAGGACCCCCCAGAGAGAGAGAGAGAGAGAGAGAGAAAGAGGCAGACAAUAACACUGAUGGCCUGAAAUUGGCCGCAUGCUAAGAAUACUACUUAGUGAACUCCGGAGCACUGCCUUUGUUGCUGAGUUACUGACACUAACUAUGCUCAUAUGCUACGCCUGCUAUGAUAGUUACCUGCAGGCAUGGAGUAAACAAGCCAUGAUCUGCCGUAUGUCAAUCACCACAACAUUCAAUGAAAGACGAUUGUUCAAAUUGCUCGGGGGGUUAAAGGGACUGAGUACCCAUUUAUUGAUAACCUUUGACUGGAUACUCACUUGUAUGGCAGUCCAACAGAAACCCAUCAUAUUAAGGCCACUGGGAACAUUCACACAGGAGAUGCUGAUAAAUGGCUACAGGCUUACUUCCGUCCUAUCGUUCCCAAUCAACAAACCGGUUUUUGUAUGUUCGGUUCGCUUCUUCAGUCCCUCUUGCGCUCUCCGGCCUGUUAUCCUACUGCUAAAUAGUUGGACAUGUUCAUUGUUCGUUUGUAUUUUGGCUAAGUCUGGUACUUGGGAUAUGCAAUAAAACCACUCGAUAGACUGAGGUGCUAAGAGUAGUUAGUAGUAGUCAGGCGACAUUGUUUCCUCCUCCUACCCCCCCCGGCGACGAAAGCAGACCAGCCCCCAUGAUAUCUCUGAUAAGCGCAGUCAUCAA
Molecule: messenger RNA, 809 nt
Organism: Aspergillus fijiensis CBS 313.89
Lineage: Eukaryota; Fungi; Ascomycota; Eurotiomycetes; Eurotiales; Aspergillaceae
Exons: 2
Coding region: 192-680 (162 amino acids)
Source: RefSeq, a predicted model, not a curated record